Molecule: messenger RNA, 1141 nt
Organism: Corythoichthys intestinalis (scribbled pipefish)
Lineage: Eukaryota; Metazoa; Chordata; Actinopteri; Syngnathiformes; Syngnathidae
Gene: hmgn3
Product: high mobility group nucleosomal binding domain 3
Exons: 7
Coding region: 213-566 (117 amino acids)
Biological process (GO): chromatin organization
Cellular component (GO): nucleus; chromatin
Molecular function (GO): nucleosomal DNA binding
Source: RefSeq, a predicted model, not a curated record
ACAACAGUACGGGAGAGAUUUUGGCGUGUGCUGGCCAAUGGCUUGCCGAGGCACAGAGUUUUGGGGGAGUGCAUAAUAAUCAACAUAUUAGCCAAGGUGCUUUUUAGAUAUCGAUCCUCUAUAGCGAGCUAGUUGGAAUAAUCUCACCGUGUGGACUUUUGGAGGCUUCAUAGCUCAGCGUCGUUUUUGGUGCUUUUCCUUUGACGAGCAACAUGCCGAAGAGGAAGUCUCCUGAGGGCUCUGAGGGCAAAGACAGCUCCAAGGUCACCAAACAAGAGCCCACCAGGAAGUCUGAGAGGUUGUUAGCGAAGCCUGCGCCCCCAAAGGCCGAGCCCAAAGCCAAGAAGGUCGUCAUCAAGAAAGUGGGCAAUGAAAAGGGGGCGAAGGCACGGAAAGGCUCCGCCAAAGGGAAAAAAGAAGAUAGCCCUGCCCAGAAUGGAGACGCCAAGACUAACGAGAUCUUUGUGUGUCGUCCAUCAGUCAGUGUGUCUUCCAUCAGAAGCUCAGCUCCCUCCACCAUGUCAGUGCGAGGGCAGAGCGAGACAGUCAAAGUGAAGGGCAACUGAAGCUGCCGAGGAAGCAACCGAGGAAAAGGCAUAGGAGGCAACAAGCACUACUUUCCCCUUCUUUUUCCUACAGUUUUUUUUGUAAAAUGCUGAAUUUUUGUAGACUUCAUAGAUACUAGAGAUGAAUGACCAGCGUCCCCUAAAAUUCCCAUCUUAUGUCCACACUCCUCUGUACUUCCUAACACUACCUUUACAAUCAAAACUGGAUGUUUUGAUAUUUUUCCUUUUUUUUUUUUUUUUUUACGGUGAGAUGACUGCUUAUGUUCUUCAUCGUGAUCUCCAUGUUAGUCAUACUAUUUUAGUACUAGUAGUCAUAUUUUUUGAGAAAGCGGCGGUCGCCAUGGGGAACACCUGCAGCAUUUUUACAGCUUUUCAGAAUGGUGCAUAGCUCCGUUUUGUUAGUAUGUGCUGAGCUGGACGAGAUAGUGGGUCUCUUUCUUGAUUUUGACUUCCCAACCUUUUCCCUCCCCUACCUCCACCCGAAUCCCCUUGUCCUUCAACAGAGUGACAUAGCAAUAAGCAUCGGUGCUUGUGUUCUGUUGAGAAAGUAUUUUCAAAUAAAAAGAAAAAAGUGA